Culex quinquefasciatus (southern house mosquito) is the source of this 764-nucleotide messenger RNA. RefSeq lists its product as uncharacterized. The transcript has 3 exons. The record is from RefSeq and is a predicted model, not a curated record. Gene Ontology annotation, molecular function: sequence-specific DNA binding. Lineage: Eukaryota; Metazoa; Arthropoda; Insecta; Diptera; Culicidae. The coding region runs from base 15 to 467 and encodes 150 amino acids.
GCUCUCCAAAUGAUAUGGCUGUGGGAAAAUUCAAAAUUUGCCUGCGGCAUUUCAAAGUGCAGGAUCGUUGUAAAGUCACCUCUACCUACCUUAAGUCGAAUGCAAUCCCAUCUAGGCAAAUUAAGAGAUUGCCAAAACGUCAGAAAACCUCACAGGUCACAACAAAGCCUCCGCUGUCUCAUCUUUGGGAUCACAACUACUGUUUGUUUUACAAACCUAAAUCAAAGACCAACAACAUUUGCUAUGUGAGCGGAUGUUAUUCUAGAGUGAAAAAUGGCACAAGAUUACAUCGAUUCCCGGCCAAAGGAACUAAGCGGUUUAAACUGUGGCUUAAUCUGCUCAAGUGUCGUUUAAUGCCCACGAAAAACUCGAAAAUCUGCAGCAAUCACUUUAAGCAGACAGACUAUCUUCCGGGUGGACGAUACUUAAAAAAAACGCGAUACCUGUACCUUUUCCCGUUGGUUUAAGUAGACGCUCGAGCUCACUGAGUACAUCUUCAGGUGGCUCUGAUUCCGAGCCGGAUGCUGUUAUCGACUCAGAUUCAUCGUCCUCUCAUCGUGGCAGUUUCGAAGAGUGCGAAGACUCCAUCCUGAGCGAUGUCGACCAAGAUGACCAGCAGUCCUUUCUUAACAGCGAGAACGACCAAGAGUUCAACCCUGGGGAAGGAUGCUCACUGCAAUUCCAGACGGAUGAUUCGACUCAUCAAUGCACAGAAGAUUUGCGUGAAGAUGAUGCUGGCCUAGAUGAGAACAAUAACACAUACA